Molecule: messenger RNA, 2294 nt
Organism: Carya illinoinensis
Lineage: Eukaryota; Viridiplantae; Streptophyta; Magnoliopsida; Fagales; Juglandaceae
Product: probable polygalacturonase
Exons: 6
Coding region: 663-1883 (406 amino acids)
Biological process (GO): carbohydrate metabolic process
Molecular function (GO): polygalacturonase activity
Source: RefSeq, a predicted model, not a curated record
CUUAAUAGUUAAAUUCUUUGGCUCUCUCUUUCUCUCUCUCUGGCAGGGGCCGUUUCAAACAAUUCUGUCGGCUAUACACGUUAUUAAUCAUAUUGAAAUGGAGAAUAAUUACCAAUUUAGUGGAUAUUAAUAUUAUUAUAUUUCUCCUCGUCCUUGCCACCUUGGCUGAGCUUGAUUUUUGCUUGAUUGCAUGGCAACUGGCAAGCUGUCUUUUUUAAUUUUUUUGUACUACAAUUGUUUUGCUUGCCAUAUAUAAGCAUUAGUCUCUCCCGUCAUGUACAUAAUUAAUGCUUAUAAUAAGCACCCAUACUUGCAGAGACCUCCCCUGUUUUUCUGGGUGGUUCCUCUUCUGCUUCUCCGGCUCCCCUGCUCUGUAUUUCUCUGCUGCUGUUUUGUUCUUUCUAGGUGUUUUGGGCUUCACCGCGUCCUGUUCUUGUCUCUUUGGUCACUGGCUGCUGCUGAGGCUUUUGUCCCAUGAAGAUCCUAGUAAGUGGCACUGCUCUUGCUGCUGGCACUUAGCAAUGCAGUCAAAACCAAUGGAGAUAAGAGUGAUGGACAGUGUGAUUAUAAGCUGACAUUGGAGCCAAGACCACAUAGUGUGUCUAUAUUGGAGUUUGGUGCUGUGGGAGAUGGUAAAACAUUGAAUACCUUAGCCUUCCGGAAUGCCAUUUUCUAUCUCAAGUCCUUUGCUGAUAAAGGUGGUGCUCAGCUCUAUGUGCCACCGGGAAGGUGGCUUACAGGAAGCUUCAAUCUUACCAGCCACCUUACACUCUUCUUGGAAAAAGGUGCUGUCAUUCUUGGAUCUCAGCCUUGGAUUUUCACACACACUGUCAUUUGUUAAGGACCCAUCGCAUUGGGAAGUUGUUGAACCCUUACCAUCAUAUGGUAGGGGGGUGGAUGUUCCCGGAAGAAGAUAUCGAAGCUUGAUAAAUGGAUAUAUGUUACUUGACGUGGUGAUUACAGGUGAUAAUGGAACCAUUGAUGGUCAGGGCUCAGUUUGGUGGGAUUGGUAUAGUUAUCAUUCUUUGAACUACAGCCGUCCUCAUCUCGUAGAGUUUGUGGCGUCUGAAUAUGUAGUAGUUUCUAAUCUUACGUUCUUGAAUGCCCCUGCAUAUACCAUCCAUCCAGUCUAUUGCAGUAAUGUGCAUGUUCAGAAUGUCUCUGUCUCUGCUCCCCCUGAUUCCCCCUACACCGUUGGUGUAGUCCCAGACUCCUCUGAUAAUGUGUGCAUAGAGGAUUGCAUCAUCGAUAUGGGUUAUGAUGCCAUUGCCCUCAAGAGUGGUUGGGAUGAGUAUGGUAUUGCUUAUGGGAGACCCACCACUAAUGUACACAUCAGAAGGGUCCGCCUAAAAUCAUAUUCAGGUUCUUCCCUUGCUUUUGGUAGUGAGAUGUCUGGUGGCAUUUCUGAUGUGCAUGUUGAGCAGGUCCAUCUAUACAACUCAUUUGGCGGGAUUGAGUUUAGAACCAUCAAGGGCAGAGGUGGUUACAUUAAGAGAAUCAUUAUAUCAGAUGUUGAAAUGGCAAACAUCUUCUUGGCUUUUGCUGCCACUGGUCAGUGCGGGUCCCAUCCAGACAACAACUAUGAUCCUUAUGCUCUCCCAGUUUUUGAUCACAUCACCUUGCGGGAUGUGAUUGGCACAAACAUCACAAUUGCUGGAAGCUUUACAGGGAUACAAGAAUCUCCUUUUACUUCUAUCUGUCUAUUCAAUAUCUCCUUCUCAAUUAGUUCUGGAUCCCCCACUUCUUGGGUAUGUUCCAAUGUCUUUGGCUUUUCGGAGUCCGUGUUCCCUGAACCUUGCCCUGACCUUCAGAGCUCAUAUCCAAAUUCUUCCUCAGAUUGCCUUUCCCUCCUGCAUUUAAAUGGAGAAGUUGCAGUCUUAUGAUACCAUUCCUCCAUACUACAAUCAUACUUUUCAGCACCCCUUUACAAUGAGUAAAAAAACAGAUAUUCUCCUACCUUUUACCAUUUCGAAUUAGGCCACAUUCUUUCCAAUAAGAAACAUGUCUACCCUAUUUUCUUCAUAUCCUAUAUUUGCGUUUUUGUAUGUUGAGAUGUGCACAGCUUAUUUGUACAGAUUCAUUUCUUCAUUCAUGUGUAAGGAAAUUUUGAUAGUGAUGGUGCAUAGGUACAUUGAUGUUGUUAGUAUUGCAGUGCAAAUGUUUACUUGAUGUGGAGUUACAUGUCAUGUGCGAUGGUACCAUAUGAAAGGAAAUUUCAAGGGGAGCCAUGUAAUUUGAAUAGAGGGUUUGGACUAUCAAAGCAAAGAUAUAAUGGAUGAGUUUUUUAAUGUUUA